AUGAAAUAUUUAAUCUUAACUGUAUUCCUAUUAUUAUCACUUUUCACUAAUCAAUCAUACCAACAAGCUAUAGAGUAUGAUACAACGAUCGAUUGUUCAACACCAUCUGGAUGUGAUUUCUAUGUGGGCGCAAACUGGGUCGGUGGAGUUGCUCCAACAGCCGAACAAGAUGCUGUAAUUAAUUACCAAGGAGACUUGGCAAAGACAUUCACUGUCUAUACCUUUGAGAGAGAACUCAUCGUCAAGUCUUUGACCUCGACCAACACAGCAUUGAUCGCCAGAGCUGGUGCCUCCAUCGGAUUGCUCAAUGUAACCAAAUCACAAGUUGAUUUUACUGGUGCAUUCAAUUCCACCGUCCAAACCAUCGUCUCGGAUACUGCCACUUUCACCAUUUCCAAUGGAGCUGCAUUUACUUUGGUCAACGCUGCCAAUUUCUCAGCUGACUCUUCUUUUUCAGGCAGUGAUAAUUCCUCACUCACCUUUUCGGCUGAUACCAACUUUACUGAUACUGUCUCGCUCAAGGACACUUCCUCACUCACCGGUCUUACCACCCUCACAUUCCAAAGUGGUGUUACUGUCGAAGGUGGAGCUACCGUCUUUGUCAACGCCAGUAUCGCAGGAGAGAGUAGUUUUGCCGACUUGAACGUCACUGGAACUUUGGUAGUAUUGGCCAACUCGCCUGUCACUGUCAGUGGUAAUUUUGAUGGUAGCAGUUCCAUCGUGAAUGUCCAAAGUGGAGCCAACCUCGGGUUUAGUCAAACUCCAAACUUUGUACUCUUGAAGAACGUCGCUGUCGCAGGUACACUCGCCUUUGACAAUACUGCUGCCACCAUCACAGUUGCUGGCGUUGUCUCUGCCAAUGUCCUCUCGUUCACCGAAACUACUUCGACCGUCACUUUUUCGGGUGCCCAAACCAUGAUCCAAACUCUUCAAUUGACCAGCACCACACCCAUCACAUUUGCAGGUACCACUCAAAUCGUCACCAUUUCCCAAACUGGAGACAUCCAACCACCCUCUUUUGCAGACCUCUUGUUCACCUCUGUUGCAGCCAUCACCGGUACCUCUCGAACCUUUGCCAACGUAGAUAUCACCGUCAAUGGUGUCAAUGCCCAAUUGACCGUCUCCAACUCUUCCAUUGAAUUUACUGCUGGUGGUAUUGCCGUCACCCAAGGCAAGUUGAAAGUCACUGGCUCCACCAUCAGUGGUCCCGUCACGUUGGCUCCAUCUGCCCUUUUAUACACCACCAACUCUACUUUGGAUGCCGACCAAAUCAUCGCCAAUGGCACUACAUGGUAUCCACAAUCGACCAACGUCACCGGUAACCUCGAACUCCAAGCAACCGCCGUCGUCAGCUUUGUCGCUGCCACCCUUGUCGUUGGUGACACUCCAGUUGUCAAAGUAGAUGGUACCGUCAAAUUGGGAGGUGCCAAGCUCGCAGCCGACUUUGCCAACACAGCCGUUCAAGUCAACAAGAACUACACUCUCAUCUCUGCCGCCCAAGAACUUAGCGGUGAAUUUUCCACCAAGACUGUUACCAAAACCGGUGUCACCUUGGAAUACAAAGUACAAAACACUACCCUCGCCGACGACGUUACUCUUGUUCAACUUGUAGUUACCAAGAUCAACUCUGGUGGUAAUACCAAUUCAUCAUCAUCUACAUCUGAUUCUGAAUCUGAAGAACCAUCAUUUGGAACCCAAUUAACUGUAUCAUCUUAUUUAUCUGCUAGUUUUAUUCUUUUGUUGUUAUCAUUAUUACUUUAA
Molecule: messenger RNA, 1761 nt
Organism: Cavenderia fasciculata
Lineage: Eukaryota; Evosea; Eumycetozoa; Acytosteliales; Cavenderiaceae
Exons: 1
Coding region: 1-1761 (586 amino acids)
Source: RefSeq, a predicted model, not a curated record